This is a messenger RNA of Ananas comosus (pineapple), 3078 nucleotides long. Its product is annotated as U3 small nucleolar RNA-associated protein 4-like. The record is from RefSeq and is a predicted model, not a curated record. The coding region runs from base 320 to 2749 and encodes 809 amino acids. The transcript has 11 exons. Gene Ontology annotation, molecular function: protein binding. Gene Ontology annotation, biological process: meristem maintenance; meristem growth. Lineage: Eukaryota; Viridiplantae; Streptophyta; Magnoliopsida; Poales; Bromeliaceae.
CCCUUCAAAACCCUCAGCGGUGGAAGGCGCCGUCUCUUCCCCCUUUCUACCUCAUCUCUCUUGCGCGUCCUCUCUCCAAUUCCCCCUCCUUUCCCCGAUAUCUCCAUCUCUCUCCCUCGAUUGCGAACCCUAGCGUCGAUCCUCCGAUCGGUCGAUUGAUUAGGGUUUCCGCCCCCUCCACCUCCCUAUGAUCUCUGCUAUUCGCGAGGAAUCGGGGUUGUUAGCUACGGGCUAGGGUUUUUGGGAGCCUUCCUCUCUCUCCCUAUCUCACUCUCGCUUCAUCGUUCUCGUUCUCGUCUAGUUUUGAUCUCCUAUUCCGAUGAAGAAGCUCCAGUUCUACAGGAGCAGCUCCGUGGAGUGGAAACCCUCCGCCGUGGUGGCGCUCGCGACCAGCCCCGACGGCUCCCAGGUCGCCGCCGCGCGCGAGGAUGGCGCCCUCGAGAUCUGGCUCGUCUCGCCCGGCUCCGUCGGAUGGCAUUGCCAACUCUCGAUUCAAGGAGAGAGCGCAUCGAGAAUUUCUUCAUUGGUUUGGUGUGGGCCGAGCUUGGAAGGGUCAGGGUUGGGGCGGUUGUUGUCAUCGAGCAUAGCCGGGUCGAUCUCGGAAUGGGACCUCUUCUCCUUAAAGGAAAAGAAUGUUCUAAAUUCCAUUGGAGGAUCUAUCUGGCAGAUGGCUUUGGAACCUAUCCAUGACACAAUAUCAUCAGCCAAUGGCUACUCCAAUAGUGAUGCUCACAGUGACACUGAAUCAAGUAAAAUUGAUGAUGACGAUGAUGACAAUGAUGAACUAAUUGCUGCCCAUGUUCAUGGCAAGUUUCAACGCUUAGCUGUAGCCUGUGAUGAUGGCUGUGUUCGUUUAUAUAAUGCCACUGAGUCGGACGAGCUGACUUAUAUCAGAUCUUUCCCCAGGGUUAGCGGUCGCAUUUUAAGUGUUGUAUGGAGCCAUGAUGCGAAGCUAAUAUUUUCUGGGAGUAGUGAUGGCCUAAUAAGAUGCUGGGAUGCUACAUCUUUCCAUGAGAUUUAUCGAAUCACUGCCGGCCUUGGAGGCGGUGGUAGUGGACCAGAACUUUGUGUUUGGUCAUUACUGUACCUAAGAUGUGGGACUCUUGUUAGCGGGGACAGUACAGGUAGCGUGCAGUUUUGGGACAGUCAUCAUGGGACUCUUCUGCAAGCUCACACUUAUCAUAAGGGCGAUGUGAAUGCCCUGGCGACUGUACCUAAUCACAAGAGGGUCUUUUCUGCUGGUUCAGAUGGGCAGGUAAUUCUCUACAAGCCAUCCAAUGAUGCAAGUGGUCCCAAGGAAAAUGGCAUUCCUAGAGAUGAAGUUACUAAGUGGGUGUAUGUUGGAUAUGUAAGGCCUCAUACUCAUGAUAUCAGGGCCUUGACAAUGGCUUCUCCAAUUAGUAGAGAAGAUUCUUUGCCUGAUGAAAAGGCACCGAAGAUUCGUCGUCAAAAGAAACCUGUUGAGUUCAGUUACCACAAAUGGGCACAUUUUCGUGUUCCAAUGCUCAUUUCUGCAGGAGAUGACACCAAACUCUUUGCAUACUCUGCAAACGAAUUCACCCAAUUUGCACCUCACGACAUUUGUCCUGCCCCUCAACCGGCAUUGAUAAAAUUGGCAGCCAAUAGCAGUUUAGAUGGCGCUUCAAUAAUGCUUGUUCAGUCGUCUAGCUACUUAGAUAUUUCACUUGUCAAGGCUGAUAGUAAUUCGGCCCCAAGUGUUUCUUUUGGAAGAAGCACUUCUACCCAACUUCUGGCUCGUAUUAAUAAGACUAAGGGAUCCCGGAUCAUUUGCAGCGCGAUAUCCAGUAGGGGAAUGCUGAUUGCAUACUCUAAUCAUGUAAAGCCACGCCUAUUUGAAUUGAGAAGGCAUAAAGGGGGAAAAAUUAGGUGGUCUCUAGACGAAGUACGGCUACCUAAGGGUUUGCCAUGUGCACACAGCAUGAUUUUUAGUGUUGAUUCGUUGAGCUUAAUGCUAGCAGGCCAUGAUAGAAAAAUAUAUGUAGUGGAUGUGAAAACAUCCGAAGUUGUGAACAUCUUUGUACCUCGAAAGAAGGCAGAUGACAUAGACCCCCCAUCCAGUGAACCGCCAAUAACAAAAAUGUUUACAAGUAUGGAUGGACAGUGGUUAGCUGCAGUUAGUUGUUUUGGGGAUAUUUAUGUAUUCAAUCUUGAGACCCAAAGGCUACACUGGUUUCAAUGUAGGAUGAAUGAUGCUUCUGUUACCGCCGGCGGCUUCUCUCCUAGGAAUAGCAAUGUGCUUGUCAUCACAACAUCUUCGAACGAGGUGUAUGCGUUCGACGUGGAAGCAAAACAGCUAGGUGAAUGGUCAAGACGCCACAGUCACCAUUUACCUAGAAGGUUUCAAGAAUUUCCAGGAGAGGUUAUUGGGCUCUCUUUCCCGCCUUCCUUAAAUUCAACGUCGGUUAUUGUAUACAGUGCACGGGCAAUGUGUUUCAUCGAUUUUGGGAUGCCCGUCGAUCAAGAUGAUAAUGAAUUGCCCAAUGGUUCAGAUCCAUUCCUAGAAAAUAACGAUGCCAUAAAAAUCACGAGAUCAAAGCGAAAGCGGAAGAACCCAGAAGAAGAAUCCAAAAGAACCACAAAAAGGAACUUUGAUAUCUGUUCUUUCAGAGAUCCAGUUUUAUUCGUCGGUCACCUUUCAGAAAACUCGCUCUUGAUAGUAGAAAAGAGAUGGAUGGAUGUCGUCCAAAGCUUUGAUGCUCCCAUUCAUAGACAUAUAUAUGGAACUUAAAACAGAGAGGCUUUUGCAGUUUCAUUAUUUACAUCAAGACAGUCCUGUGGCGAGGCUACCAUUCUUUUUCCCACUCGGGUCGCCUGACUAAUAUCCGAGAGAAAUGGUAUGUAAAAUGUAUACCAACAGUUUCAGGUGGCUGAAUCAGGGUGCUAAACAUGUUAUUGUGUCAAUGAGAGAAGCGCGAUGUUUUUGCCAUUAUUUCUGUAAAAUGAGUGCACACUCGAUGUUAUCCCUACUGGUUUUGUGAUAUCUCGAAACAUACGGUUCACUUGAUAAUUAUUGUUUUGUCAUUAUUUAAAUACUCUACCCUCUUAUGUUUUUUUUCA